AUGCGGGCCCGUUUGGAGCAGCAUCUCGUCGGCUAUGGCCUUUUAUCAUUUGGCCUGAGUAGUGUGCACAACUUGAUGCUCGUUUAUCACGUUGAUGCCUAUAUCAAUGCUUUCAAGAUCGGCCAAGCCGAGUUUAUGACCGCCGAAGUCAUCUUCAUGGUCUGGAAUUGUUGCAAUGAUCUGAUUUGGGGUUGGCUCUCAGACAUGGUCUGCACGCUCGCAGCCCUCACUCACACACAUCCCCUGCACCUGCCGCGUUGCUCGUUUGCUGCCGUGGUCGCGUUCUCUUCCGCCCGGUGCAGGGGCCUGCAACUGGCGGGCGUUGGCCUGGCCAGCUCUUUUGUUUUGCUCUGGAAUCCCCUUCUACCAGUGGCGUGGCACUUUACGCUAUGUCUGGUUCUCUAUGACGGUUUCCUGACCUGGGUCGACCUGCAAAUUUCGGCCCUCUUGUCGGACCUGGUCAUCACCAGUGAGGAUCGGGCCACCUUGUCCAGUGCCGCGUCUGUCGGCUCUGUGAUUGGCACUAGUUCGCUGUUUAUAAGCAUGCUGCUGUGGGACCCCGUCAACAUUGGGGCCUUUCGAUGGUUCACGGCUUGCGUCGCGACCCUAUCCGUUGCAGCCUUUGCUCGCGGAUCAGCGCUGUUGCGGUGCGUGGCCACGGCUGGACGCACUUGCACACCGGCUGGUGGCCCACAAAAUAUGUUCAUCCUCUUGUGGGCAAUGCAUGCUGCCAAACCUCUCUCAAUGGCGCGGUUUGCGUGGCAAAUGGCCACCAAUGCCAACUUUAUGUGGUUUAGUCUACUACACCUGAUUCAGGUCUUUCAUUGUCACUUUAAUAGCAACUUUUUUCCACUGUUCUUGGGCGUCCUGCUGGGAGACCACUUGCCCAAAAGUCUGCAAGGCGUCUUGCUGUGCGUGUCCUUUGUGCUGCCACACCUCAACAACGUCAUGGUCAACCAGUUUGUAAAAUCACAUGGACUGUAUAACGUGGUGCGCCUCCUGCUCUUCAUCAAGCUUGGACUCGGUCUUUUGGCCGGGGUCUCGGGCUCCAUCCUGUGGGGCGUGAUCGCUCUUUUAGUGGCCAGCAACCGUGUUGUGACUGAGGGUACCUGCAAAAUCCUCAGUUUGGUCAUCACCGACUUGGUGGACGAGGACAUGGUACGGCGGUAUCGUCCCGCCUCCAUUGCCGCGCUCAUCUUUGGUACGGCCAACUUUCUCUCCAAGCCGGGCCAAACCUUGGCCCCGAUCGUUGGAACCAUGAUGAUUGACGAGCAGGUAGAAGGUGGCCUCUUUCAUCAACACCAACAUCAGCAGCAACAGCAGGCAGCGGGGGAUGCCAAUCAAGACCAACUUCGUGCCGUGCUGCUGCAAAUGCUGUGGAUGGUACCUGUGGGCUGCGCAGCCAUUCAAUUGCUGGCAUGGAGCCGCUUCACCCUGCACGGUCCUCGCCUUCAGGCGGUGCGUCGGAUUGAUGUUCCCGUCCUGCCGACCUUUCAUGCCUACGUGCAUCAGAGUGCUUGCUGA
Molecule: messenger RNA, 1524 nt
Organism: Monosiga brevicollis MX1
Lineage: Eukaryota; Choanoflagellata; Craspedida; Salpingoecidae
Exons: 7
Coding region: 1-1524 (507 amino acids)
Source: RefSeq, a predicted model, not a curated record